AUGGUUAACAAAACUGUCCGUGACGCCCUUGCCGCAUUCGUGGCUGAACGUGACUGGGCGCAGUUCCACACGCCCGAAAACCUCGCCAAAAGCAUCUCGAUCGAGGCUGGCGAACUGCUCGAGUGCUUCCAAUGGAGCUCUGACGCUGAUUUGGCUCGUGUGCGCGAAGAGCUUGCCGACGUGCUAACUUACUGUCUGCUUCUCGCUGAGCGCAUCGGGGCAGAUCCCGAGCAGAUCAUUCUGGCAAAGCUCGAAAUCACACGCAACAAGUAUCCGGUGGACAAGGCUCGAGGACGCAGCACAAACAACUGGCCGGUUGUAUAUGUCUUGGAUGAAGGGCAUGGUGCUGCACAAGGACGGCCGAACGGACUGCGCGACAUCUACGUUGGCGAAUCGCUCAAUGCCGUGGCCCGGAUGGGGCAGCAUCUCAAAUCGCCCCAGAAGCAGCAUCUUUCGACCAUACGCGUAAUCAUCGACCUGACAUUCAACAAGUCAGUUUGCCUUGACUUGGAGUCUUACCUCAUCCAAAUGUUGGCCGGCGACGGUGCUUACCGGGUACUUAACCGCAAUAACGGCAUUAUCGGGUCCAACUACUACCAACGCGAUCAAUACCGCGAAGGAUUUCGCAACGUUUUUGUCAAACUCGCACAAGAUGGCAUCUUCACGCGAAGUAUCCCCGCAAUCGAGAACAGUGACCUCUUCAGGCUUUCGCCGUUCAAGGCCCUCACGGAGGAUCAAGCAAACUCCGUCGAACAGAUUGUCAAGGGAUUCCUCGCCGACCUGGUAAGGGGUGUCCGAAGCACAAUCGUGAUCCAAGGUGACCCGGGCACUGGCAAGACGGUCGUAGCGAUAUUUCUGAUGAAAUUGCUACUUGACAUCAAGACGUUCACGUCCCUGGAAGAUCUUGAUAGCGACUCGUGA
Molecule: messenger RNA, 921 nt
Organism: Exophiala spinifera
Lineage: Eukaryota; Fungi; Ascomycota; Eurotiomycetes; Chaetothyriales; Herpotrichiellaceae
Exons: 2
Coding region: 1-921 (306 amino acids)
Biological process (GO): dCTP catabolic process; DNA protection
Cellular component (GO): cytosol
Molecular function (GO): dCTP diphosphatase activity
Source: RefSeq, a predicted model, not a curated record